ACUCUGUGUUUCUACCGAGGCGGAAUUAGUGGGACACCCGAGAAGCUAAGCUGCUGGUUAGCCUGUGCAGUUUGAGCCUAAGCAGAAAGACAGGAAUAUUCUCCUGACAUGAGCUUCGCCUUUUCUCAUUCUCAUUUUGAGUCUGAGUUCACUGUCACGGAGUAUGUCAAAUGCUCGGGAUCUAGAGAAGAACUGGUACUCCAUACUUGGUGCGACUCCCACUGACGAUUUACCAGAGCUGAAACAGAGGUAUCAGAGACUGGUCCUUAUGUUUCACCCAGAUAAACAGAAGCCUGGCCUAUCAGAAGAAGAGGCGGGGCUGAGGCUGCAGAGGUUCAUAGACGUGGAUCAGGCCUGGAAGAUCCUGAGCAACGAGGAGAGCAGGAGAGAGUUUGACCUACAGCUGCGUGCACAUGAACUGAAACAAAGCUGGCCAGUGGAUGCCUGCGUCACACUGGAGGACAUGAACUGGGACAGCGAGAAUGAGUGUUACACGUACAGCUGCCGCUGUGGUGGCGAAUUUCUUCUGGAGAAGGAGGAUGCAGAGGGGGAUGAGGAUGCUGUCGUGUGCUGCGACACGUGCUCGCUCAGCAUCGAAGUGAAGAGAGCUACAUGAUGGAAGCAUAAGCGUUCUUCCUCAACGAGGUGAACUCAUCAACCUGGUGUUUCAGUGUCGUUCUUAACUCAGAGCUCAUUAUUGGGUACACCAAAGUAGUGCCUAAUAAUUGGCACCUCAGUAUAUGCCAAUCAUAGUACUAUUACAUUAUUUAGAUUUUUUUUUUUUAAUUUGUCAAAAUGGCAGAAUAAUGAAAAAUGGUUCAUAUAAACUUGAAAACCUUUAGUGGUGAAUAUUCACGCACUAUUUUUUUUAUGUACAGUGAUGCCCUGUAUUGUAAAACAUAGUUCAUACACUGUGUAUUUAUUAAAAAUGAAAUUUGUAUA
Molecule: messenger RNA, 942 nt
Organism: Pangasianodon hypophthalmus (striped catfish)
Lineage: Eukaryota; Metazoa; Chordata; Actinopteri; Siluriformes; Pangasiidae
Gene: dnajc24
Product: DnaJ (Hsp40) homolog, subfamily C, member 24
Exons: 5
Coding region: 164-616 (150 amino acids)
Biological process (GO): positive regulation of ATP-dependent activity
Molecular function (GO): ferrous iron binding; ATPase activator activity
Source: RefSeq, a predicted model, not a curated record